UGCAAAUUCAGGACCAGACCCAUCUCGGCGGAAGGAUCCGAUUUUCUCUUUUAGCCUCCUCCCCUUUUUGCUUCUGCUUUUUUUUUUUUUUUGCUCUCUCUCUUUCCCCCUCUUUUGCACGAAAAUAAUUUGACAACGUUUUGCUGACACGGGGAUUUUGCACCAGAGAUUAAGGGGGGCACAGCCCCCUUACUAGGAGGCAUGCAAGGAAUUUUAUGCACAAGUGUUGUUCCAAGAGGAUCAGAAAGGGGGUUCCUGGAAUUAUACAGCUUUAUCUUCACAACAACCAUAUUAGGUGCCUGGAGCAUGCUGACUGUAUGGUCUUGUUUAAAGCUUUUUUGUGAAGAUAUGAAAUAUCCUCAGCCUGAAAAUGGAAUGACCAACCACAAAGAAUUCAGUUCUGUCAAACAAGUGGGCCCGUGUAAAAAUAAAUAACUUCACAACGUUCAUUUUUGCAUGUCUUAGGCUUCUCAGGGAUUAUAGUUCAUGUUUUGGUGUUUUGUUUGUUUUUAAAUUUUAAAUGGUUCUUGAUCAGAGCAAGGGUGCUGAAAAUGGGGGACCAGCAGAUGUACAAAACUAGCCACCUUGUUAACAACAGCGAGGGCCUAUAUUACCAGCAGCAGCAGCAGCAACUGAAUUCCCUUGCAUCGCUGAACCACAGCUAUGGAACGUCAGCCAUGGAUGGAUCUCAGGAUUCCCCCCUUUCACCUUCGUUCCCUCAUGAUUCUAGGGAAAACAUAGCUUUGAAUGUUGGGUCCAAAACUCUUGGGUUGAUGGAUUCUUCUAGGCAGACAAGCUGGGCCCAUUUGGGCUCUGGAAACCACAUCCCAGUCAGGAACAAUCAGAAUGUCAUGUGGAGUUCAGCUGGGCAAGCCGAACCGACUGACGGAUAUGAACACCUCUGUUCCCAACCCAAUGAGGCCAGGUCGCAGAAACUUACGAGUGGGGUUUUGCAUAAAUUGGACUCCUUUGCCCAAGUGUUUGCUAACCAGAACUUAAGAAUCCAAGUCAACAACGUGUCUCAAAUAAUUCAGGCUCAACCUUCAGGGAUGGAGAACGCCAGCGACAGCUCGCUUCGGCAACUGCCGUCUCAGAAGCCUGCUGUUGAGCAACAGCCAGGGCAGAGAUACCCACAGCUGCCACAGCAAGUCCAUCAGGGUUUUGCAAGUGCCCAGCAGAAGCAGCAGAUGCACCUCAUGCAGCACCAACAGCCUCUCUAUUAUGAGGACCAGCAGCACCUAGCCCACCUGCAAAUGCACCCUGCGAUGCACCAAGGGCAGGCCCACCUGCAGCAAAUGCACUCUCAGCACUUGCUGCCACAGCAGCUCCAGCAAGAUCAAUACUAUCUGCAGCAGCAGUCCCACCAAGGACAGCACAGGCUCUUAAUCCAUGAGAUGCAGCAGCAACAACAGCAACAGCAACAGCAGAGACAAUGCCCAAUGCAAACAGCUCAGUAUUAUCCAAUACAGCCUAUGAUGCAACAGUUGCAGCAGCAGCAACAGCAGCAACAGAUGCAGAUGCAACUUCCUGCCUAUCACAGAGAUCCUGACCAGAAGUCUCUGCAUGAAGCUCACCAGUACUCUCAGGAUCGGGGACAUCCUGUGCAGCUUAUCCAGCUGGGAGCCGUACCUCCAUACUUCUAUCAAGAUCAACAGCAGUCGUUCAGGCAUUUGUAUCUGCAGAACCUAUUGCAGCAGCAACAACAGCCAACAGGAGAUGCCAGUCAGCAAAAUCAUUACCAAAGUGACAACAAGUCUCGGGUAUUGAUGGACUCGCAUCUUGGACUCCCCGUAGCAGAGGGGCCUGAGGGGCCAGCACAGCAGGACAUGAAUUCUGUGGGUAGUGGUGGUGUUCAUCAGCCUCUUAUGCCUCCAACGGGUAUCCACAUGAAUAGCAAAGCGCCACAGCAGUUGUCUCCCAGUGCAGGGUGGCCUCAGCAGGUUCACCUACCUGAUGGCAGUCUCCAGUCAGUUUCUCCCGAGCAAAGUGGCCACAAUAAAGAAACAUAUACUGAGAAAUCUGAAACAAAGAGCAAACUGACAUGCUCUGUGUGCCUGAAGGAAUUUAAGAGUUUACCAGCCCUAAAUGGCCACAUGAGAUCUCAUGGAGGGAUACGGGCAUCUCCGAUCUUCAGACAGGAGGAAGGAGAGAACCCGCCGCAGCAGCAGCCGCAGCCACCGCCGCCCUCCGAGGUGGAUAGCUUCAUGCCCAUCGUCAUGCCUGUCUCUGUCCCUGUCAAGCUUCUGUCGCCCGACCCCGGCAGGCCUGCCACUGACAGCACUGCCACAGUCAAAGAUAAGCCUGUCUCAGAUGAUGAGAUGCCUGUUCUUGUGAGGAUGACUUACUCUCCACCGUGCUCCCCUAAAGUGGCCAGCCAAUGUGCAUCUUCUGAUCUGAGUAGAGAGCACCACCAGAGCAUCGCCAACUCUGAAGAAAGCUUCAAACCUUUGCAAGACAAGAGAAAAUACCGCCACAGACCAGAGCCCCUCUUCAUACCGCCUCCUUCCUUCAACCUCGGUGCCUCCCACUCAGGCGCUACCCUGUACCAAAGCCAGCUUCGCUCUCCCCGCAUCCUAGGCGACCAUCUGCUGGAUCGGACUCAUGAGCUCCCUCCUUACACCCCCCCUCCUAUGCUCAGCCCAGUUCGUCAAGGAUCUGGUCUCUUCAGCAGCGUUAUCACAUCCUCUCAUGGGACAUCUCACCCACAGCUGCCACUCACUCCUCUGACACCCACUCCUCGUGUGCUCCUCUGUCGGUCUAAUAGUGUUGAUGGAAGCUGUGUCGCUGUGACCCCAGGGCCUGGAGAACAGACAAUCGACGUAGAACCACGUAUCAAUAUUGGAUCAAGAUUCCAGGCUGAUAUCCCUGAACUUAGAGAUAUAGCAUCAGUCGGGAAAGAGGAUCACAAAGCAACUUUAGUUUGGCAACCAUGGCCAGACCUGGAAGAUAAAGCUUUCCAACAAAGAGCAGCCAGCCUCUUAAAUAUGUGUUGCUCAAGUGUACUGCCUGGUGGAGGAACCAAUCUGGAAUAUGGCUUGCAUUCUCUCUUUGAGGCUAAAGGGGAUGUUAUGGUUGCUCUGGAGAUGCUUCUUUUGUUGAAACCAACAAGAGUGAAAUCUCAUCCUCUGGCAAAUUAUCACUAUGCUGGAUCUGACAAAUGGACACCCCUGGAAAGAAAGCUGUUCAAUAAAGCGUUAUCCACAUUCAGCAAAGACUUCAUUUUGGUACAGAAAAUGGUGAAGUCUAAGACAGUAGCACAGUGUGUGGAAUACUACUAUACUUGGAAGAAAAUCAUGCAUUUAGGACGGAAGCACAGAACACGCCACGCAGAAGUAAAAGAUGAAUGCCCGACAAGUGGAGAAGAUGAUGAAUUGGAGGAUGAGGAGCAAAUGGAGGAAGAGAGAAAGUCCGUCAAAGAGGAAAUUGACAUUCAGAAUUCUCCUGACUUGCCAGCUAUUGCUGUCACUGCACCCAUUAACCUGCCAUCCCUGCAGUGCCUCACACUUCCUGUAAGCUCUUUUGCCUGUGAAAUGCCAGAGUGUGGAGCUAUGUUCAGCUCCAGACAAGCUCUGAACGGCCAUGCUCGCAUUCAUGGGGGUACAAACCCUGUGGUGAAAACCCGUCCUGGCAGCAAGCAGAAAUCCAGCUCCCAGAAUGAGCACUGCUCCGUCAAAAGUUCCCCAGCCCACAGUACAACAAGUGGUGAGGCUGAUCCGCCUACAGUUUUCCCCUGUAAAGAAUGCGGCAAGAUGUUUUUCAAAAUCAAAAGUCGCAAUGCUCACAUGAAAACGCACCGGCAACAGGAAGAGCAACAAAGGCAGAAAGCCCAGAAGGCCGCCGUUGCUGCUGAAAUGGCCGCCACUAUUGCGAGGACUACAGGGCCUGCUGGGCAUGGCUUGAUUCCACUGGAUCACUUGGACUUGAUAAAGCAGGUUGAACAGGCAGAUGACCUGGACAGUGAUGUUGUUCAGGAAUUGGGAGAGGUCAUUGACAGUACUGAAGUGAUAGACCCUGACCUAUUGCUGGAUGAAGAAGACACAGAAUUACUUCAAGAUGAUGUUGAGCUGUAGAAGACACAAGACCAUUCUGUAAAAUUAGGAUGGCUGUUGAAAUUAGUUUCCUCCACCAGGAGGACAAAGUGUCUACUUCCCUUUAUUUUAAACUAUUUGAAUAGUUGGAAUGCUUUAUAUCCAGGACUGGAAAAACCAAUCUGAGUUUUGUUAUAAUUUUUUAGUCACAAGUCAACUUGGUUUGAAGGGUGGAAAACAGUUCCGUCGUUCCCCUUUUUCAAGGUAUUUUGUCUCAUACCUUGGAAACCAAUUAGUACAGAGAAGUUCAUGUUCUUGUUUUCAUUUCCUUUCAGACUUUUUCAUGAGAAGCCUAAGAUUCUUUAACUCCUCAGGGUUCCUCCUCCCCGCAGAAAGUCAGUUUUUUACAGUGUGUUUCAUUUUGUGCCUUUUGUUCUGGCUGCCAGACUUCCACAACAAUGGCUCAUGAAAAAUGGUUUCAGAUGGAAAGAUAACUAAUUGAUAACUGCCCCUGCAAUAAACACCUGACUAAUGAAUGAUUUGGUGGCAUCUGGAAGCUUUCUCCUUGAUAAAAUGCAGGGCAAUCAUUGCAUUUGUGCUGGGGAGAGUGGCUUGAGCCAGGCAAGCGCUUUCCCAUUGGCACAGAAGGCAAGGACCCAGAGGAAGGCUUCUAAGGCACAUCUAGAUGUCCUGUUACACGAUGUGGACUGACAGCAUAUUGACUCAUGGAUUGACUUGGUAGUGUGUUCUGCUCUGCUUUGUUUGAAAUUGAAAGAAAUCUGACCAGCCACAAAACAACAGCCGCCAGAUUAGGCCCUGUCAGCUUUUCCAUUCCACUAAACCUUAAGCUUAAGGCUGUGUGUUUGUUUGCAAAUGAGGCUAGUUAGAUUGUGCACUGAGGAGUUUCAAUUCUAAUGAGAUUCAGAAGGGAUAGGGUCAGCAAAACCAGAAGUACUCUGAGACUGAAGACCAAUGGGUCUUUGGACUCAUGUUAAGCUGAGCUGCUGAGAAAAAUCUCGCCCUGUUGCUGAAGAGUAUUGGAUUGGAUAAGCAUUAGUGAUUAGGUGGCACUAAAAUGUCUCUUGUUUAAAUCACAUUUGUUAAAAAGUUGCCCUUGAAAGUCCAGUGGUUUUCCUUUAUGCUCCUAGCUAUGCAGAAGCAUCUUCCACACAGCAAGAAAAGUGCUGACCCCACAAAAAGAAGAAAAAGUGGGCGAUGUCCACCAUUAGGUAAAAACAAUUGUAACUUUUAAAAAAUGAUCCUAAGCCUCAAGAAAUAAACUUGUGCACCUUUUAUGAGUUUGCAUUUUGCACUACACAAAAAUCUGGUGUGCCUCCAAUGACAAACAUAUUGGGCAGCCAACUUGAGCUCAUCAGCUGCAGACCCUCAGGCUGACUGUCCCUCUUCUAUAAUAUGGUUACUGUGCUCUGAUAGUAUGUAAGCGUGUGCAUGGUUGCUCUGAUGCACACAAGAAACAAAAUGGGAUAAUCCCUGCAUGUGUGGAGCCGCUUGUCGUUUUGGAUCAUGGCCAAAGUGUAUUGAAAGCUGCUGUUUUAAAACAUUUUUGUUUGCUUUGGUUGGUGAUGAUAGUAUAAAUAUGCUUAACCUUGAGCUUUUCUGCCUGCAGAUACUCUGUCAUAGGCUUGUUCUGGGAAGCUGCAAGUUCCAGUGAGCGUAGGUAGCUUUGGGAAGUUUAGGUUGGGCGGAACCUUUAAGACUCCAGUUGUAAAGUUUUUCUGAAUAGAAUAUAAGACAUUAGAUGGCUUUUAUCAAGUUUCACAUCUUAUAGCAGGCACUGAGAUUCAGUUUUCAGAGAUGAUUCGUAUUGCAUUUUCACUUUUUGCUCUUUGUAACCAUCUAUGAGGCUGCAAAUUAAGUCUGAAUUUCAUCCAAAGAACAUAGUUAUUGUCCUAGUCCUGUAAGUCCCUCUUUUACUAUAUUUAUUUGUCUAAACAUGCACAAAUUGGGGUUUAAACCAUAUUAAAGAAAGGUAACAUUUUGCGCUCACAUUGUGCUAAAUGAAUAAAAGAGAAUCAAAAACACUCCCUCCCUUCCUUCCCAGCAUGCUUGGCCAUGAUCUAGCAAGUCAGUAUGCUCAUCUUUUGGCAUCUUGCAUCCCUUCUCCUCCGUUGCUAGCUGUGGGAUUCUUCUCCAGGCAUGGUUCCCUGGAUCACUGUCAUUGCUCAUAAAUCUGCAAAGUGUGCAGAAGAAGCCCUGAAUUGAUAAAACAUCAUUCUCCUAAGUUUUAAACAGGCAUAAAUAUUUCCCAAAAAUCCAGAGUAUGAAAGAUAACAUAGUUGUUUUCCUUCCAUGUCAUUGUUUAGUCAUCGUUUUCCUUCCGUGUAAAAGCUUUCCUUGGGGUAAAUAUAUGAUAUCUACAGAGAGAUAUAGGGGUUUUGUUGUUGUUGUUUAAAUCAAGAUUAACUAUACAUGGCCAAAUUCUGGAAUGCCUACUGAGGUGCUGUGCCGAUCAUGGGUGACACUAGUGAAAGGUGUCUUUCCUUAGAGUAAAUCAGUUAAAUCAUUUUCCAGCUCAUGGUACAACUUAAAACUGCUCCCUGGUAUAGAAUAAUCAACAUUUGCCAUUAAUUUGUCAGACCUUUUUACCUCCUCCUUAAAUUCCAGUUUAACAGCUGAUGUAUUCCCUAGAAAAUAAUUUAGAGAAAAGCCAUAUAAUCCAACCUGCAAAGCUAUUUUUUGAGACCUGCUGGGCAAUCAAAUGACAAUUAUUUGUGACCUCAGCUCUUUGGAAGCCUAUUGUCUGCCAUAUGCAUGAGUUCAAACCAGUGGGUUAGAUCCAAAGGUGCCUUGCUCAAAUGGAAAGGCACUUUUGCUUGCACAAUGUUGCCCAUAGUUUUGAAUGAUUCCCUGCCACAGUCCAUCCCAUGCUGUUCUGGAUGGUCCCUUUGUCCUCAAGCAUGGAUUUGCAAGGGGCUGCAGUGAGACAGAGGAGGUGGGAAAGCCUCACUAAAGAACUUGAUACUUCUCUAGAUUCAAUGUAAUAACUGGAGAGGCCAAUAUAUAAAUCUUGCCUUAGAAUCUUUCAAUUGAUCCUUCCAAAAUGAUUGAUAUUAAUUAUGUUUGACUACACGAGGAGGCGGUUUUCCCACUGUAUCAGCAGACUAUGGAAGGGCUUACUAAAACAUAAUGGUUCAAGAUAGCAUAGAUUAUUGUGUUCUGGGAUAUUUCUUCAAUCUAUUGCAGGGUGUAUUGGUUAUUCACAUACAUAACCGCAGACCUGAUAUCACUUAGUAGUAGCCUCACAUUGAAAGGUAUUCUCGGGGGGAAAUGAUCACAGCUUAAACCUUCAUCCCAAGUACUAUCACAGCAUUCUCAUGAUCACUAUCAUAACUGAAGCUCUGGAGUAUUUAUAUCUUUAAAAAUGAGUAAUUCCUAAAUACAUUUUUUUUAGAGCCUAUAAAAUAAUUACUGAGAUAAUGACAUAGCUUAAAAUAACCAAAGAGAAUCUCAAAAUAUCCCUGAAAGAGUAUUGAUGCUUGUGCCAUGUUUAUAUGUAGAUCCUGUACUUCUAAACAUUUCAGUGAUGAAUACCAUCUAAAUAUGAGUUAAUUUUUGUCAAAAUUUGAGGUUUUUGUUAAUGGUUCAUGUUUAUUCUGGUAUUGUUUCAGUAGUGAAUUAGAUUAAACUUGUACAUAAAAGAAAAAAAGAAAAAAAUAUAUUUUAUGGAGAAAUCUUAUUUUCAAACAUAUUUAACUGCUGUUAUAUUGUUAUAGAAAAGCUGUAAAUUUUUUGGAAUUGUAGUGUGGUGUAAAAACAUUCUUUGGGGGAAAUAAACAUUUUAAUGUAGGUUUUAUUAUUAUUAUUUUUAAAAUGUUGCCUGUUACUGCUUAAUUGCACCUGAAUUGCAUGUGGGAACUUCAGGAUGUAAUUUAUUCAGGUUUGCACUGAAAUACUAUAUGUUUCAUAAUAUAUGGUGGAUUUUUUUCUUUUUGUUUUCUUUCCUUUUCCUUUAUGGCAGUGGUGGUGAUAUAUGGGAGGAAUGCAUCUUAUCUGGUACAUAACAAACCGCACUAUGUAAAGAAUAUUUCAGCUUUUUCUUAUAUUGACAGAUAAUUGUAUUUGUAAAGUCAAAGGGAAUCUAUGUAACAGUUUGCCAAAAAGAACAGUAUUUUAUACUUUUGAUAAGAUGUACUUUGUUAAAUUUUUUGUUCACAUGGGGAAACAUUUCUUUUAAAUAAAUUAAUCUGCAUUGACAA
Messenger RNA from Hemicordylus capensis (graceful crag lizard), 8245 nucleotides. It is a transcript of the gene TRERF1, whose product is annotated as transcriptional regulating factor 1. Gene Ontology annotation, molecular function: transcription corepressor activity. Gene Ontology annotation, cellular component: transcription regulator complex; histone deacetylase complex. Lineage: Eukaryota; Metazoa; Chordata; Lepidosauria; Squamata; Cordylidae. Bases 552 to 4070 code for a protein of 1172 amino acids. The transcript is spliced from 16 exons. Gene Ontology annotation, biological process: regulation of transcription by RNA polymerase II; negative regulation of DNA-templated transcription. The record is from RefSeq and is a predicted model, not a curated record.